AUGAACAGUGGUGGUUUAGCAGCAGUUUUGCCUUCAACAUCUGUUGUUGAAGAGGAAUCAGCAGUUAUACCAAAGGGCAUGACAUAUACUGAUGAGAGAUUUAGUUCACGAUGGAAGGAGCGACGUGCUCGAUUUUUAGGUUGCAUUGAAAAUACGAAAUUAAUAGCGGAACGGACAAAGCAACGACAAGAGAAUGCUCGAAUAGAACGAUUAAAGAAAGAAAGAGCUGAAAUGGAAAAGUAUCGUCGAAGAUAUUUGGAAGCGGCGAUGAAACAAUACAUGGAACAGCAGGCGAAACCUCGGGAAGCGCCAUUAUCAAUAGCACAGUCUCAUGGCCAUCAUCAUCCACAACUUCUUUCCUCAUCUCAGGGUUAUCCUGGAUGUAUGCAAGUAUUACGAACUGCAGCUCCUUUUGUACCAAACUAUCCAACCAUGUCAGCUUGUAAGCCUAAUAUUCGAAAACGGCCAUUUGAAGGCAAUAGUGGAUGGACGCAAUACGCACAUAUGACCAUCAUGAGCGAUCCGUGUAAUGUAUAUCACGGAAAAAAGCCAGAAAUGCUUCAGAAUAAUGUAUCUCUAAUGCAAACUACUAAUUCAUUUAAGUAUUCAACCGUGAUGCCGAAACAAGUGCCUUAUUGUCCAACAAGCAAUUAUAAUGAUGGAACAGAUUCCAAUAAAUCGAUGGCUAAGGAAGUACAUCCGAUGAACUGUACUGUCCCCGAAUUAGAAAGAGCUGAACAGUACGAUCAAACAAGAUUGGGUAGUUCAAUAUUACCAACAACAUCACAGGCGCAAGAAGCGCCCGCUAUACCCGAAGAAAUGAGCAACUUGUCAGCAAUGCCAGAGUUAGCUGAAUCGCACGUAAAAGACCUUAUGGAUCAAAUUAGACCGGGUAAUUCACUGGAUGAUCUUGGAGGAAACUGCUUGGAAGGAGUAUUAGUUAAUCGUUGUGACGACGAACAGCCGUCCACGUUAACUGCAGAAGCUGAAAAGCUUAAAGUCCAAUCCGCAAGCAGUUCGAUAGUUUCACCGAUGUCAGCUACCUGUGGUACGCCUAAUAGUGCUCUAUCUCCAGCACAUCUUUCUGCAUCCGCUCGAUGUUCCACAAAUUCAUUUUAUGAUUCGCAUAGUGCUGCUGUAACACCCCAACAAGGUGCCCUUACACCACCUUGUGAUCAACAACAACGAAUUCCAUUAGCAGUACCAGCACCAUCAACAAUGGUACAGGAUAAUUCGUUAUUGUGUACGAGGAAUGCUAGUAGCAGUAGCAGUGCUAGUAGUAUUGGUAGCACUAAUGCUGCUUUACCAUUAACCUCACUAGUGAGCAAUAAUAAUAUUAAUGGUGGCAACAAUAACGUUAAUGGCUGUAGUAUGUACAGCACUGCAGCUACAAUUCCAGCAGCUGCAACAGUACCCAGUCAACAACUACUACAUCACCAGCAGCAGCAGCAGCAGCAGCAGCAGCACUAUCAGUUUGCGCAUUUUCAACAAUAUCAUCAUUCACGUUAUCAACAACAGCAGCAGCUAUUAGAUUUAUUUAACAAUGGUUGCCAUGUGUCCGCAAAUAAUGCGCCGUUUUCACAUAUGGAUAAUGCAAGAAUGUAUAAUGGGAUUGAAUAUCCAAGAUUUGGUCAUUGCUAUAAUCAAUAUAGCAAUCCAAAUAAGUCAUCCAUUUUUCCACGAUUUCCAUCUCAAACGUUUGUUGAGUGCUCCACACCACAGCAAUAUGAUGUUCAUUCGAUGAAAUAUCCGAACAACGGAAUGUCUUAUUAUGCGCAGCAACCAGAAAUGAAUGUGCAGCAACAAUCAUAUCAAUUUCAAGUCCCGCUUUUUCAACCGGCAUACCAUCAUCAUCAUUAUCACACUAAUGGUAGUGAUCCAAUGAUAGCUACACAGAAUCCAGUUUAUCCGAUGAAUCAUUUUUGA
This is a messenger RNA of Acanthocheilonema viteae, 1926 nucleotides long. The record is from the annotation of a GenBank genome assembly. NCBI's taxonomy places the organism in Eukaryota, Metazoa, Nematoda, Chromadorea, Rhabditida, Onchocercidae.